Molecule: messenger RNA, 660 nt
Organism: Didymodactylos carnosus
Lineage: Eukaryota; Metazoa; Rotifera; Eurotatoria; Philodinida; Philodinidae
Source: the annotation of a GenBank genome assembly
AUGCCAUUAUUCUUGAACAAAAAUCAAAAGCAAUAUACAACUGUUGAAGCUAAUCAGACAAGAAUGAUCACCAAAGUACGUCGGGUGAUCGACUUUGCAAAUGGACGCGUUAAGCAAUGGAAAUUCUUCAACAAUGUAGUUCCAAAUACGAUGAUAGAAAAUAUUGGCGAUUACUUUGCGACAGUAUGUGCACUAAUUAACUGCUAUCGAUCAGUGUUCGUUCGUGACACAAGACACGAUCGAGAAAUUGGUGACCGAAUUAUUGCAUUAGCUGAUGAAACAAACAAAAUGAAGACUUAUAUAGAUAAAUUGAAAGAUAAACAAGAAAAACUAAAAUGGGUGCCAAUGAAUGCAGCUAAUGUAAUUAACGACUUUCCGAAAAUGACAUUUGAUGAAUUACAAGAACUACCAUUAGGCUGUUAUCAGCUUAAACAGUCGAAGGCCUAUACAACCGAGCACUUAGGUCAAAACGGUAGCUUUCUAGUAAAAGUUACAGAUCAAAAGCAAGAUUUAUUACGAGCACAAAUACAGUCAAGACAUAACAAUGCUGUUAAAUAUGAUAUUUAUAUCCAGUACAACAAGAAAAAAGUUCUCGAAUGGUAUUGUACAUGUCCAAACGGAUCACGGUUGUUGGGUGUUAUGCCCACAUUGCUUCAGUGA